AAUCUUAUUAAUAUUAAUAGUAAUAGUAUGCCCACAUCACACAUCAUAUUGUAUCUUCUUUCUUCCUCUUUUCUGUGCCAUUCUCCUUCCUUGAUCACUAUUCUCUGAAAAUUAUGUCCUCCUUUACUCUAGAACCACUCCUUCAUCAACCUCUUAGACAACCCAUCCCCAAAUUUCACCCAAUUAAAUCAACUAAAAUUUCACCAUUUUCACUUAAUUUCUCAUCUAGGGCUGUCAAAAUUGGUGGGACUUUUUUUAGCCAUAGACCCAUUAAACAUCUCUCUGUUACUUCUUCUUCCGCAACUUCUACUCUCACCCAUGACCCACAAUCUAAUGAAGUCGCUUAUAGUGAGAAUUAUGAGUUGUCAUGGAUCAAAAAGGUGGAGGGAAAGAUAUUUAUAAGACUAGAUAAAGAGAAAGAUCCAGGUGAUUGGCAGUUAACAGUAGGUUGCACCCUUCCAGGGAAAUGGGUUCUGCAUUGGGGUGUGCAUUAUGUGGGUGAUACUGGAAGUGAGUGGGAUCAACCUCCAGAAGAAAUGAGGCCUUCAGGUUCCCUUGUCAUAAAGGACUAUGCUAUAGAGACACCAUUGACACAAUCGUCUUCCUCUGAGGGCAAGGAGAGUGUUCAUGAAGUGAGCAUCAAUGUGAAGUGCAAUAGUGAAAUUGCGGCAAUUAACUUUGUGUUAAAGGAUGAAGAAGGUGGAUCAUGGUAUCAGCAUAAAGGUCGGGAUUUUGUUGUGCCUCUUGUUGACAAUCUCCAUGACGAGGACAAUGUCAUCGGAAAGAAGGGCCUUAAUAUAUGGCCAGGAACGUUUGGACAGCUUUCUCACAUGCUUUUUAAAGGUGAAGGAUCUCAACGUAGAGCUGAAGGCAGCAGUGAAGAAUCUCCGGAACCCACUUUGGCAAAUAAGUCGCUCGGAGGGUUUUACGAAGAGCAGCCUAUUGUAAAAGAAGUUCCCGUUUGCAAUUCCCUUUUGGUCUCUGUGUGUAAAUGCCCCGAAACAGAUAAGAAUCUUGUCUCUCUAGAAACAGAUUUGCUCGGGGAUGUUGUAGUUCACUGGGGAAUAUGUAAAAAUGACAUUAAGAAAUGGGAAGUACCAGCGGAACCACAUCCACCAAAUACUGAAGUAUUUAAGAAUAAGGCACUGCGAACAAGAUUACAGACUAAAGCGGACGGAAUCGGAGCUAAAGGCUCGUUUACUUUAGAUAAAGGAAUUACUGGUUUUGCUUUUGUAUUGAAGUUGAACAACGAUACGUGGUUCAACAAUAGAGGAGAUGACUUUUUUAUUCCUUUUCCCGGAACUCAAGGUGGUGAUGUUCCAUCCGAAGAAAUUGAAAAGAAGGUUGCUUUGGAAUCAAGUUCAGAUUCUGUAACACGAGAAGAAAAUGUACUAAAAGAAAAUCAAGAUGUUUUGCCAGCUACUUUUACGGAUGGAAUCAUUAAAGAGAUACGCAAUUUAGUUACCGACAUCUCCUCGGAUAAAAAGUGGAAGACCGAGAGUAAAGAAGCACAAGAAACUAUCCUCCAAGAGAUCGAAAAGCUAGCUGCGGAAGCAUAUAGUAUAUUCAGAAGCUCUAAGGCAACUUUACCCGAGGAAGCUGUUUUGGAAAUCGAAGAAUUAAAACUUCCUGCUGAAAUUAGUUCGGGAACAGGAUCUGGAUUUGAAAUUCUAUGUCAGGGAUUUAAUUGGGAGUCGCAUAAAUCGGGAAGAUGGUACAUGGAGCUCCAUGAAAAAGCUGAUGAGUUGUCAUCACUUGGUUUUACUGUAAUUUGGUUGCCACCGCCUACCGAAUCUGUCUCACCCGAGGGUUACAUGCCAAAAGAUCUAUACAAUUUAAACUCCAGAUAUGGUACGGUUGACGAACUGAAGACUGUUGUGAAGAGAUUUCAUCAAGUUGGUAUCAAAGUUCUUGGAGAUGUUGUGUUAAAUCAUCGUUGUGCACACUUCAAGAACCAAAAUGGUGUUUGGAAUAUAUUUGGAGGCCGUCUUAAUUGGGAUGAUCGGGCAGUAGUUGCUGAUGAUCCUCAUUUCCAGGGUAGGGGCAAUAAGAGUAGUGGAGAUAACUUUCAUGCCGCACCAAACAUUGAUCAUUCACAGGAUUUUGUUAGAAAGGAUCUUAAAGAAUGGUUACGCUGGCUGAGGAAAGAUAUUGGCUAUGAUGGCUGGAGGCUCGAUUUUGUGCGUGGAUUUUGGGGUGGUUAUGUCAAGGACUACAUUGAUGCUACCGAACCAUACUUUGCCGUGGGGGAGUACUGGGAUUCUCUAAGUUAUACGUACGGAGAAAUGGAUUACAAUCAAGAUGCUCAUAGACAGAGAAUUAUAGACUGGAUCAAUGCUGCCGGUGGAAGUGCUGGUGCAUUUGAUGUCACCACUAAAGGGAUUCUUCAUUCAGUACUGGAGAGAUGUGAAUAUUGGCGUUUAUCUGAUGCAAAGGGAAAACCACCAGGGGUUGUUGGUUGGUGGCCUUCUCGUGCUGUUACCUUCAUCGAAAAUCACGACACAGGUUCUACCCAGGGUCAUUGGAGAUUUCCCGGUGGUAAGGAAAUGCAAGGUUAUGCUUACAUCUUGACUCAUCCCGGAACACCAGCAGUGUUUUAUGACCAUAUCUUUUCAAACUACAGACAUGAAGUUUCUACGCUCAUUUCUGUGAGAAAUAGAAACAAGAUCCAUUGCAGGAGCGAUGUGAAGAUAACUAAAGCAGAGAGAGAUGUUUAUGCAGCAAUUAUUGACGAUAAAGUAGCAAUGAAAAUCGGACCUGGUUACUAUGAGCCACCCAGUGGGCCUCAAAAAUGGUCGUUGGCCGUUGACGGAAAAGAAUACAGAGUUUGGGAAGCACUGUAAAAACCCGAUAACUCGAUUUCUUGAAUGGUGUAUAUGAUCGUAAUAUAUAAUCGUAUUGGACACCCAGAAAGGAGGAUUUUGCAAUCGCAAAAACUUUCCUGGAGUGUUGUUUGUGUAUUCAAGCGGCCUUUCGCAGUUGAAGAGAUUUAUAUGUCGCGGUAGACGUUUGAUUGCUGGACAAUGGACAUUCAUAUUGUCUGUAGAUAUAUUCUUCAAUAACAGGGAACAAUAAUCUGAAAUUGUAUAUCAUUGGAAUUUCAUUCAUUAGAUCAUGAUUCUCAUGUUUAUAUGUACUUGAUUUUGAAUUAAAACUCGUAAUUUUUAUUAUGUAUAUCAAAUUCGUUGUACGA
Molecule: messenger RNA, 3193 nt
Organism: Amaranthus tricolor (Joseph's coat)
Lineage: Eukaryota; Viridiplantae; Streptophyta; Magnoliopsida; Caryophyllales; Amaranthaceae
Product: alpha-amylase 3, chloroplastic
Exons: 13
Coding region: 114-2843 (909 amino acids)
Biological process (GO): carbohydrate metabolic process
Molecular function (GO): alpha-amylase activity; calcium ion binding
Source: RefSeq, a predicted model, not a curated record